UGUGCGUUCAAAACAAAAUAAAAAUCGAACAUAAAACUUUGUUUGCAUAAUGUGCAAUUGUGUAAAAAUAACUUGUAAUUAAAGAGAGUUUAAAAUUCUUAAUUUAUUUACAGCUUCAAAGCUAGUCAAGUAGAUAUUCCAUUCCUUAUAUAAAUAAUACAAAAAUGAUAAGUUUAAUAUGUGUAUCAAUUCGAAGGUUAUCAACAUCAAAGAUAUGCCUCCAACCGAAGCCGGACCAGCGCCAGGCGGAACUGAUGGCUCGCAGUCUCCCGAAGCGGUUACCCCUGAAAGGUGUCCGAGACAUCGUGGUGGUUUCAUCGGGGAAGGGAGGCGUCGGUAAGACUACCACGGCAGUCAAUCUGGCCGUCACAUUGUCCUCGAUGGGUAAAAACGUGGGCAUUCUGGAUGGCGACAUUUUCGGGCCGUCGGUCCCACUGAUGAUGAAUGUGUCGGAAGUUCCGCUGGUGGACGAGCGCAAUAUGAUGGUUCCACCAGUCAAUUUUGGCGUCAAAUGCAUGUCAAUGGGAUUAUUAGUGGAGACUGGGCCCGUGGUUUGGAGGGGUCCACUGGUGAUGUCAGCCAUUCAGAGACUACUCAAGGGUUCUGUUUGGGGCCCGCUGGAUAUACUCGUGGUCGAUACUCCGCCAGGUACGGGUGAUGUUCAUUUGUCGCUGAGCCAACAUGUUCCUCUGUCGGGUAUCUUGCUGGUUAGCAGCCCACAGAAAGCUGCUCUGGAAGUGACCCGGAAGGGCGCCGAAAUGUAUAGAUCUUUGAAGGUGCCGCUGAUUGGACUGGUGGAGAACAUGAGUUAUGUUGUUUGUGAUAAAUGCGAGAACCGGAUUGAACUGGCAGAAAAUUCCACUAAAGAACUGGUAGAUCAGCUGGACAUAAAAGUGCUGGAAUGCAUCCCAAUUGAAAAAGAAGUAAUGCAGUGUGGAGAUUCGGGGACACCUUUAUGCUUGAAAUAUCCUGAAUCGCAAUUUGCUAAAGCAUACCGAAGUAUUGGCCAAAAAGUGAUAGAUUUUCUAGAAAAUAAACGAGCGACUGAUAUUUAA
Armigeres subalbatus is the source of this 1055-nucleotide messenger RNA. RefSeq names its product iron-sulfur protein NUBPL (gene Nubpl). Gene Ontology annotation, cellular component: mitochondrion. Gene Ontology annotation, biological process: iron-sulfur cluster assembly; mitochondrial respiratory chain complex I assembly. Gene Ontology annotation, molecular function: 4 iron, 4 sulfur cluster binding; ATP binding; ATP-dependent FeS chaperone activity. The transcript has 3 exons. NCBI's taxonomy places the organism in Eukaryota, Metazoa, Arthropoda, Insecta, Diptera, Culicidae. The record is from RefSeq and is a predicted model, not a curated record. Bases 165 to 1055 code for a protein of 296 amino acids.